Molecule: messenger RNA, 5985 nt
Organism: Dromaius novaehollandiae (emu)
Lineage: Eukaryota; Metazoa; Chordata; Aves; Casuariiformes; Dromaiidae
Gene: FUT8
Product: fucosyltransferase 8
Exons: 14
Coding region: 997-2727 (576 amino acids)
Biological process (GO): protein N-linked glycosylation
Cellular component (GO): Golgi cisterna membrane
Molecular function (GO): protein binding; glycoprotein 6-alpha-L-fucosyltransferase activity
Source: RefSeq, a predicted model, not a curated record
CCGGUCGCCGCCGCCGCGCGCUGCCCGGCGGACGCCGCUCCCCGCUGUCAGCGGCGCGCCGCGCUCCCCGCCCUCGGCGCGCGCUGUCAGCGUCUCGCGGGCAGCCGGCGGCGCCGUUAAGCGGCGGCGGGUUCCUGCUUCCGUCUGCGCGCCCCGGAGCCCCCUCCCCUCCCUCCGUCCCUCCCUCCCCUCGCCGCCCCUCCGCUCUCCCCGGCGCCCCCGCGCCCGGCACCUCGGCAGCGGCAGCGCGGGCCUCGCCAGCGGCGCCGGCUCUCGAGGAUUAACUAAGCUUCAAAAUGAAAGUGAGGAAGAAGAGUCACUAGAAGUAUUAAUUUGAACAAUAAUUAUUGCUGGUUGCUGCUCUUAUGAAAAAUACGAAAAUAGCAGAUGUAUCUGGUCCAGGCUUUGAGUAAACUGAAGUUCUCCUUGCCUUCUAUAGAAGAACAAAAAGAUAGAGAGUUAGAAUUGCAUCUGAGAUGCCUCUGUGGAUGCCAAUUACAGGAUCAAGAUCUAAGUUAGGGGUGUGAAGCGGGAACAAUAAGUCCUUGAAUAAAGAAAGGCUGAGUUAUACCAGCAGCAGCAAGUGAUACAGAUGUUUCACUGUUCUGCCCUGUGAACACAGCUUUAUUUAUUACACUGAAUAAGCCUGUUCUGAGUAGUGCGGUCUGCAUUUGUUUUAAAUAUUAUUUCACUGGCUGCUGGACUAGUGGAGUUACUUGUUUAUCUCAAAGCCUAAGAUGCAGUUGUGUUUGUUUCCUACUGUUAUGGCAAAGAAUAUAUACAAAGAAUGAUACAAUAUUAAUGCUUUCUAUGUACAGCCACAUAAAGAUCUUCUCUAAGGAGUUGCUGCAGGACGAACACUGAGAAUAAUUUUUCUCCAGUACAAUGUGGUGAAGCAGAGCGAUUGAAAUUGUCCGCUUUUGUACAGGCUAAGGACUUAAAAUGUUUGUUAUUUUGUGAGAACAAGCAGUUUUUGAGUGAACUGAACAUCUGAAAAUGCGGCCAUGGACUGGUUCUUGGCGUUGGAUUAUGCUCAUCCUCUUUGCUUGGGGAACUUUACUCUUUUAUAUUGGUGGACAUCUGGUACGAGACAGUGAGCACCCAGAUCACUCUAGUCGUGAAUUAUCCAAGAUACUUGCUAAACUUGAACGUUUAAAGCAGCAAAAUGAAGACUUAAGACGGAUGGCAGAAUCUCUCAGGAUACCAGAUGGUCCAAUUGAUCAGGGACCAGCUGCAGGAAAGGUACAUGCUUUAGAAGAGCAACUUUUAAAGGCCAAAGAACAGAUAGAAAACUAUAAGAAGCAGACAGGAGAUGGAGGCCUGGGAAAAGACCAUGAAAUACUGAGGAGGAGGAUUGAAAAUGGGGCUAAGGAACUUUGGUUUUUCCUCCAAAGUGAAUUAAAGAAGUUGAAAAAUCUGGAAGGAAGUGAACUGCAAAGACGCGUUGAUGAAUUUCUGUCUGAUUUGGGUCAUCAGGAAAGGUCAAUAAUGACCGACUUGUACUACCUCAGUCAAACAGAUGGAGCGGGAGAUUGGCGAGAAAAAGAGGCCAAAGAUCUAACAGAUCUGGUACAGAGGAGAAUAACUUACCUUCAGAACCCCAAGGAUUGCAGCAGAGCUAAGAAACUCGUGUGUAAUAUCAACAAAGGCUGUGGCUAUGGCUGUCAACUUCAUCAUGUAGUCUACUGCUUCAUGAUUGCUUAUGGCACUCAGCGAACACUCAUUUUGGAGUCUCAGAAUUGGCGCUAUGCUACUGGGGGCUGGGAAACUGUUUUUAGGCCUGUAAGUGAGACAUGCACUGACAGAUCAGGUACCACCACGGGACACUGGUCAGGUGAGGCUAAUGAUAAGGAUGUCCAGGUGGUGGAACUUCCCAUCGUUGACAGUUUACAUCCACGGCCACCUUACUUACCGUUGGCUAUCCCUGAAGACCUGGCUGAUAGGUUAAUUCGUGUCCAUGGGGAUCCUGCAGUGUGGUGGGUCUCGCAGUUUGUCAAAUACUUGAUUCGUCCGCAACCUUGGUUAGAAAAAGAAAUAGAGGAAGCCACAAGGAAACUUGGUUUCAAACAUCCAGUGAUUGGUGUUCACGUCCGAAGGACAGACAAAGUAGGAACAGAGGCAGCAUUUCAUCCCAUUGAAGAGUAUAUGGUGCAUGUUGAAGAACGGUUUGAACUUCUUGCCCGCAGAAUGCACGUUGACAAAAAAAGAGUAUAUUUGGCUACAGAUGACCCUUCUCUGUUGCAAGAGGCAAAGUCCAAGUAUCCAAAUUAUGAAUUUAUCAGUGAUAACUCCAUAUCCUGGUCAGCAGGACUUCAUAAUCGAUACACUGAAAACUCCCUAAGAGGUGUUAUUCUGGAUAUCCACUUCUUGUCUCAAGCAGACUUCUUGGUCUGUACAUUUUCCUCACAGGUUUGUCGAGUCGCCUAUGAAAUUAUGCAGACGUUGCAUCCAGAUGCUUCAGCAUAUUUCCACUCUUUGGAUGACAUCUACUAUUUUGGGGGACAGAAUGCCCACAACCAGAUUGCUAUUUAUGCUCAUCAUCCACGAACUGCUGAUGAAAUUCCUAUGGAACCUGGAGAUAUAAUUGGAGUAGCUGGAAACCACUGGGAUGGUUAUUCAAAAGGCAUCAAUAGGAAAUUAGGAAGAACAGGCCUGUACCCAUCCUAUAAAGUUAAGGAGAAAAUUGAGACAGUCAAGUACCCGACAUACCCAGAGGCUGACAAGUAGAACAAAAAGAAGAGACUCGACAGUAACUCUCAAUUCCGAUUGGUUCAAGCCAGUCAACAUACUAACGGUUUAUAUGGGAUUUGAAUUUGCAUUUUAACAUGUAGUUAAAAUGAAAGCGUUUAGUACUGAAGCUGGAUAAGAACCUGAGAACAAAUGGAUGGGCUAUUAUUUGAACUUGCUCUUAAACAUUUUUUUAUGUUAUAUGCACUCUCACACAUGCACACACAAAACCACAUGCAACAGGAAAACUGUUGUUUUAUACUAUUUGUCUCUUUUCAAGAUUUGUCCCAGUCAUUAAUCUUACGUGAGCUUUGGGCUCUUUUCUCUGCCAUUAAUUGACAAUAAUACUCAGACUUAUAACACUGCCACAUUGUGUAAUAUGAGUGACAUGAACAUAUUUUGUAUGUACAAAAUUUAAAACAUGGUGCCUAUAUUUGAAAGAUUUGUGACCUUUUUAGGAGAGCCAUGCCUGUUUCACUAAUGGGCAAGAGUCGAUCUUUAACUGGUGUUACCGUGACCACUGAACUUGCUUCAAACAACAGAUUGAAGUUUCAGACUAGAUUUCUUUCUUUGCAAGUUUAUUUUUAGCAUUCCAUUGAUUACUACACAUCAUUGUUAAUAAAAUAAAGGAUACAUCCAACAAUAAAAUAGUCACCGUCUGUUAGGAACUUUUGUAAAACAAUGCCAUAAACAAAUUCUUUAGUACUGAUCAUCGAAUUUUUAAACACUCAUCAUGCAGUGCAACAACUGCCAGUGAGUGGCACAGCGUGUUUCAGUUCUGCAGACAAUGCGUUUCAGCAGGGUGACUUCCGUGGCUCAAUUUUUUACAUUAGCACUAUUCUUUUACCAUCUCUGUUUCUCUUCUGAAAGCCUAGUUUUUUUAGGGCACUAGAGAGAGCCAUUUAUCAUUUUGGCAUUGAAUGUAGUUGCUUUGAAGUAAGAUAUUCCAGGUUAUCCUAUUUAUAAAACUUGUCACUCAAGAUGUGAUUUCAGAAGAGUGAGUAGAUGCUGGUCUCACUGCCUUAGUACUCAAAGAAUCUAACAAUUUACCCAGAAAACAGUAGGUUUCAAUAAAAUAUAAACAAGGGUGAAUUUUUAUGCAUGACAUCAAAUUGUUAGUCAUUCUUCCUGUUUUGAGAUCUGUUAAUAGUAACAGAUCUCUAUUGCUGUCUAUUAAGAAAGGUGACAAUUUGAAAACCUAAUUUUAGGAUAAUUUAAACUAAUUUAGGUACAGAUUUGUAGAUUUGGGGCUUUAUAGAUAUAGGUACAAAAUAUUAAGAGAUUAUUUCCAAAUAGAGAAAAAAAUAUGAAUAGCAUUGCAAAGUCUCUAGAGUCUGAUCUGGAAUAGUGAAAGUGCUGAAAAUGUUUACUAGGAUGUACAGGCAAUGGAGAAAAUGCCAUGUGAGAAGAGAUUAAAAAAGCAUGGCUUGUUUGACCUUAACAAAACAAAAGCUAAAAUAAUACUUUAAAUAUACUUAUAAAUAGAUAAAAGACAACAUUGACAUAAGAACAAAUGGAUGCAGUUGACCAUGAAUAAGUUUUAGGCUGAAAAGUAGGAGGAAAUCCCUGGGGGUGUGAAGUUCCACAGCAGUCUUCUAAUCGAAAUAGUGGUGGUAAGAUGGAACUCGAUCUGUAUAUAGAGGAAUUAACUAACGAAUUCUCUGUGACAUCAAUUGCAGGACUGAUCCAGCAGAUCCCUUCCAGUUUUAUGUUCCUCAUCCGAAAAAAUCUUUUGUAUGUUGAAAAUGAAUAACAAAAUUAAAGAUGAAAACUACUGUAAAGAAAAGGAAAAAAUGUCUGUUACUGGUAUCAAAUAGGAAUCUAAAUAAAGAUGAGCAUAGAAACCAAAUAUUUUAGAAGAAAGUUUGAAGGAUAAAGACAAAAUAGGUAAGAGUGGCAGAAGAAUGCUAAAGGAUAUGUGACUGAAGCUUUUUUUUUUUUUUUUUUUUUUUUUUUUUUUUUGAACUGCAGGGAAAACAGUUUGUUUCCUAUCUAAGUGAUUCUGAUAGAUUUUCCACCAACUUAGCUAAACUUGUGGUAUUUUAGAGGUACAACUGUAGGCUAAAUAAUUUUUUCUUAAAUUUGAGUGAAAUAUAUAAACCUAUUUUGGUAAUUUGCUUUUUAACUUAAAAAAGAAAUCUUCCUGAAAGAUUAGUUCAGUGCUUUUUAUCAUUGGGUAAAUUAAUUUUUAAUUAUUUCCCCACAAAUAUUACAAUAUUUAUUGAUAUUUUUAGAUUUGGUAGAUGUGUAUGUUUUCAAAGCUCUUAACCUACAGCUUCACACCUCAUCAUUUCCAGCUCAUUUCUUUGAGAGUGAUGCAGAAAUAACGUUCAUAAGUUAACAUAUGAAAAUUCCUCCAAUUGUCAGGUAAGUUGGCUAAAAAUGUCACUGAAUAUGGUAAAUAACAGAACAUCUAAGACAAGUGCAAUGGCAAGAGCAGAUCUUCUUAUGUAGCCACCAGAGAACUGAAAACACGGAUGCUAUAGAAGAAAUAGCCUUGUAAUUUAGCAAUUGCACAACAAAGUAGAAAGUUGACAAAGUAUUUGGCCCAGUAAAUGUGCCUCUCCUUACAUAUUGUAAGUACCUAAUGAAUAAUUAGUUCUUUAUGUUUGAGAAAAUGAUGUUUAAAUAGUAUGAAAUAAUAAAAUUAUUAUUAACAAUUAAGAAAUGUAUUACCGUAGGUGCCCUGACCUUGUUCCCUUGAGUCAUAUGAUCCUCUAGUACUCAAAUGCGGUAUUUCUCAGAAGAAAUUUAGCAAUAGGCUUGUUAGAUGCAUCUUUCUCUAGAGAUCUGUUUCCUUUAGGAGUACCCCAGUUGUUUAAGUCUUGGAAUCCUGGGACCUUGGAACAUAAAAAAGAAUUUGUUUUAUAUUAAACAAAAUGAAUAUUAGAGACUUGAUUCUCGAUUACCAUGAAGUCCUGGUGGUAUGGAAGGAUACAUGGGUAAUUGAAAAUGAGACCCCUGAGUUUUUAUUGUAACUUACAGAAAAGAGAAAUAACAAGAAAUAAAAAUAUUUUCUGUCAGAUAUCUGAAAGUUGAUCAUUUGAAAGUUGUUCACUCAUUAAGAUACCAGCUGAAAUGCUUACAAGCAAGCAAUUAUGCCUCUUGUUUAUUCCAUUUACUUUGUAGUUCUUCAACAAACAAGCGUCAUUUUUCCCUAAUAUCAAAGCAAGUCGGACAUGUCCCUAAAACAAAGACAACCCUAAUAUUUUCUUAAACAAGCUAAUGCUUAAUUAAAUUUUUCCUCUUUAAGAAGCA